UUUUUAUUAAACACACGCUCACAAUUCGAUUUCUUCAAGGUCAACCGGUCGAAAAUACCUCUCGAAGUACUUUUUUGCCCAUUGUUUCCUUCUUAAACUACCAUGUCAUCAACAUUGGAUCAUUUGAAAAAACAUACUAUUAUCGUAGCGGACACUGGAGAUUUUAAUUCUAUUAAAAAGUUUUUACCAAUUGAUUCAACAACAAAUCCAUCUCUAAUAUUAUCUGCAUGCAAAUUACCACAAUAUUCACACUUGUUAGAUUCUGCUAUUCAAUAUGCUAAGAAAGAAAAACAAACAUUAAAUGAGCAAAUUGAAUUAGGAUUAGAAAGAAUAUUUGUAUUAUUCGGUUGUGAAAUAUUGAAAAUUGUACCAGGACGUGUAUCUACUGAAGUGGAUGCUCGUUAUUCAUUCAAUGUACAAAAACAAAUAGAAAUAGCAUGUCGUCUCAUUUCAAUGUAUGAAGAAUUAGGAUUUUCUAAAGAACGUAUACUUAUUAAAUUAAGUUCUACAUGGGAAGGUAUAAAAGCUGCAAAAAUACUAGAAUCACAAUAUGGUAUUCAUUGUAAUUUAACAUUAAUGUUUUCAUUUUAUCAGGCUAUAGCUUGUGCUCAAGCUAAUGUUACAUUAAUUUCACCAUUUGUUGGACGUGUACUAGAUUGGUAUAUAACUAAAUAUGGUAAAAAAGAAUAUACUAGACAUAAUGAUCCUGGUGUUCAUUUGGUUACUCGUAUUUAUAAUUACUAUAAAUCUCAUGGUUAUAAAACACAGAUAAUGGGUGCUUCAUUUAGAAAUGUUGAACAAAUCCUUGGUUUAGUUGGAUGUGAUUUGUUAACAAUAUCACCUAGUCUUUUAGAAGAAUUAAGUAAAAUGUCAGAAGUGCCCAGUUUAUGCUUGACUGUUGAAAAAGCUCAAACAUCUUAUGAUCAUUCUUAUCAAUCAGAUGAAUUAUUAACAGAAGAAGAAUUUCGUUGGCAAAUGAAUGAAGAUGAAAUGGCUAAUGAUAAAUUAACUGAUGGUAUAAGACGUUUUACUAAUGAUGCAUUAAUAUUAAAAGAUUUAAUUAAAACACGUAUAGAACAACAAUAAUAAGAAUAAUAAUCAUAGAGAUAAUAAUCUAAUAAUAGAUCAUAGAUGAAUCAAAUUGAAUUCUCAUGUUUUCUAUACGUGAUCAUUUUCAAUCCGGCUUACUUAUCAUUCAUUUAAAUGAGAAAUCAUUUAUAUCUUUUCAACUCAAUAUACAUUGAUCAGCAUGAUUUACGCAUAUUAGUAUUAAGUAUUUUAAUUAAAAUUCAUUUAUUUCCAA
This is a messenger RNA of Schistosoma intercalatum, 1303 nucleotides long. NCBI's taxonomy places the organism in Eukaryota, Metazoa, Platyhelminthes, Trematoda, Strigeidida, Schistosomatidae. The record is from the annotation of a GenBank genome assembly.